CCAAGUACGACAAACACGAACAGCACCAAAAACCUAUUCACAGAUCCAUGGCUCGUCAGGCUAAUCGCAAGCUCGCAGCAUCGAAGACACGAUCAAGCACUCCGAUGCGUUCUGUUACCGCCAUCAAGCAAUCUGCGGGCCCAUCUUUGGAAUCUAAACGACGGCACUUGAAGCAAGAACAUUUCAAACGCGAGCGGAGGCGGCUUGCUUUUGUGGUCCAAAAGUCAAGGCGUGAACGCUGGGCUCAAGCUGCUCGCGAAACGCAACGAAUUGUUCUUGGGGAUGGCAAGUACGUCGAAGAGAAACUUUCUUCCACAUCUGUCUCACGUAUCAUCCCCCCUACCCAUGUCUCUCCACCUGUUCCUUGCCUUGAUCACGCCUUGUCACAAAUGAACCUUUCUCAUUCUCCAGGACAGCACGCCAUGACCACGACGCAUGUCAUGCAUGACAUAUCAUCGCAGAUCAUUUUGAGCAAGCAGGGAACAACGUUCUUCCCUCAUUGCUUGCCAUCUUUGGCUGACUGGCGCAAUCCCACUGCGGUUCCGCCUUUCCGAACCAAGCCAACUAGCAUUUCGUUUGUUGCCAGCCCUACGCUUACGGCCACUCGGCAACUGCACGAGCGGAGACCAGACCUUACUCGUAGUUCGCCAUAUACGCUCUCUACUACAUCAAUUGGGGUGCUUUCCUUUGCAUCUCCCAAACGUCCUGGCGGAGGCUAUCUACACGGCGGUAAUGAGCAAGAAGAGGCCCUCGCUAGGUCUUCAUCACUUGUAGCUAGUCUCCAGGCCGACCCAGCCAAGCAAUUCUACAUCACCCACAGGAAGUUUCUCAGUGUCGACGGGGCUGGUAUUUAUGAUCAUUCCAUGGUGUACAGCCCAGGUGUUGUCACCUUUCGCCAAGAUGAUAGCGAUGACACAUCUCCGCUCACGACUGCGCCGUCAAAUGACUUCAUCCCCCCUUAUCUUAUUAAUGUUCUCUCCGCUGUGCCUGUUAACGCAGCCGCAAUACGCCAGAACUACAGCAUCACUCCAUCGGAUGCCCACAUCUUUGAGGACGGCAUACGUGACAAGAUGCGGGACCGCAUGGCAAGGGCACUUCGCAUCUUUGAAGCGCGUGGCGACCGGGCUCUCGUCCUUGGUGUAUUCGGGUGUGGUUCCAACGAGAACAAAGUUGAAAUGGUCGCGGAGAUCUGGGCAGGGCUCCUCAUGUGCGGGGAAGGCGAAGAGAAGCGUGAAGAUGGGAAGACGACUGUCCCGCGCGCGGCGUUCAAAGACUCGUUCGAAGAAGUUGUGUUUGCCGUUCCCGGUAAAUUAUUCGAGCCCUUCAAGAAGGCGUUUGAGAUGAAAGUUUUCGAAGCAGAGUAUAUUGCUGUGUUGACACUUGUCUACUAUCUAGGUAGUCCGAGGUGGACACACGAGGAGGUGGACCAAUUGUUCAAGAACCUCGCCGAAGUAAUUGUAGACGAUGCACCCAAUCGCACAGAAUUUUUGGCGCGCUUCGAGCCUGGCGGUCCAUACGAAGGCACAGUUGGUAUAUACAGGCGUAACAUAUCCGCCGCGCGGAUCGGCAUAUAUGAUGCCGAUCUCAUCGAACAAUUUCCGUCCAGUGUCAAGUGGAUUGCACACAACGGAGCUGGGUAUGAUCUCGUCGAUGUAAGAGCUUGCAAGGCCAAAGUGGAUGACGCGACAGCGACAACAGCAUUCUAUUUAGUGAUCUCAUGCAUGCGGCAUUUCUCCCUCGCCCAGCGAUGUUUGAGGGCUGGAGAGUGGAAAUACCCAAUAUCUUCUGGCGGCGCUCACAACCUUACGGGUCACACAAUCGGCAUUCUUGGACUCGGGGGAAUCGGACUUCGCCUCGCAUACCUCGUCCAUGCAUUCCCUAUGCGAGUGUUGUACUAUUCGCGUUCCAGGAACCCAGAAGCCCCAGAAUGGUGCGAGUAUGUCGACAGCAUGGACGAACUUUGCGCACAGGUGGAUGUGCUAAGCGUGCACGUUCCUCUCCGGUCAGACACAGUCAACCUUGUUGGUGAGAAGCAGAUCCGUGCUAUGAAGCGUGGUAGCAUUUUGGUCAAUACGGCGCGGGGAAAGGUCGUUGAUGAAGAAGCGCUGCUACGGGCACUGGAUGACGGCCACGUAUGAGUUGCACUAGUCUUUAUUUUACCUGGGUGUGCUGAAAUGAUUUUCCAGCUUUCGUCUGUCGGGUUGGACGUGUUCUAUGAUGAGCCUAAUGUGAACCCAAGGUUGCUUGAUUUUCCUCAGAACACCUUACUACCGCACGUGGGUACGCGCACGAGAGAUAGCGAGAAGAAGAUGGAGAUCCGCGCGUUGACAAAUCUCAGGGAUUUCUUGACGAGUGGCACAGGACGAGAUCUUGUCCCUGAGCUGCAGUAAUAUUAACCCUACUCAAUAACAGUUUAUUUGUUUCGUGUUUGAAUGACAAGCGAAGAAAAAUAAACUGACAGCGUUAUUGAGUGCCAGUUUAUUUGCCAGUUUAUUCCAUGCGUUAAGUGUUCGGAGUAAGCUGAGUGUGAUUUGGAAACUGUUAUUGAGUAGGGUUAUUAUUCGUAUCUCAUACAAACUUGCUAGCCAGCACCGAUCUUC
Molecule: messenger RNA, 2600 nt
Organism: Suillus paluster
Lineage: Eukaryota; Fungi; Basidiomycota; Agaricomycetes; Boletales; Suillaceae
Product: D-isomer specific 2-hydroxyacid dehydrogenase
Exons: 4
Coding region: 48-2138 (696 amino acids)
Cellular component (GO): cytosol
Molecular function (GO): hydroxypyruvate reductase [NAD(P)H] activity; glyoxylate reductase (NADPH) activity; NAD binding
Source: RefSeq, a predicted model, not a curated record